CCCUUCCUCACUAUUUCCAACUUCACUUGCUUCCAUUUUAUCCCCAUAAAAUUCCCUUUCACUUGGUUUCAGUGUUAGUGCUCUCUGCUACUGCUACUUCUCACUUCUCUCCUCCCCACCCUAACUUCUAGCUUACCUUCAACCUCCAUUUGUUAAGUUUUCCUUCGUUUGAAUUUCUCAACCAGGUUACAGUUUUGUUGGUUUAGAGGUGGAAGAUUUUCAGAUUUAGAGCAUAAAAAGAGGAGACUAACGCCGUAGUUUAAACAGCUAUUGUUGGAUCGAUUUUAAUGCUAAACGGCGCUGCUGCUUCUGUUGCUGUUGUUGCUGCAUAAGUAUAUAAAGCCAGGAGACGUAAAAUCAAAGCAAAAGGGGAGUCAGUCUAUUAAGCAAAAGUAAAGCUUUAAUUCACUACAGUGCUGACAUUGUUACAGUUAUCAUAACAAAAGGCAGUAGCAGUAGCAGUGGAAGAAUGGCAGAUACAUUGUGUCUGGUUACUAGCAAACAACGCUACACCACUAUCUAUUGUGGACCAAAUUUAAUACUACCUCAUCUUCUCUCUCUCUUCCUGAGCUAUCUAAAUCUCCUUACACUACCCUUUUGCCCACUGAUAUUCCCCUAUUUGCUGUAUUGUCUCCUUUCGUUUUGUCACUGUAAAACAGAUGAGAGUGUUUUUCUUUCUUUAUGCUUUGCAACAGAUUUUUUUUUUAAAAAAGUCUUUUCUUUUUUUUGCUAGCUCAUGAAACUGUCCUCUAGAAAAAAAUCCAAGGAACUACCCAUCUUCCCAUGCUUUUGGGGACCACUUAGCCAUAAAAUUGUGAUUUAUUAGAUUAAAUAAUUACUUUUUGAAAUUCUUUUUGCUUGCUUUGGUAAAUCCCCAGAGAAAAGUAAAUUCUUUUUCUUCUUUUUUGACCAUGGAAAUUGAUGUUUUGCCACGGGAAAUUCUCUCGUGUGUCCAGUUAUUCCCAUACACACUGUGUCACUUCUUUCGAAUUAUGGGUUUAGGGGUAAGCUUUGAGAAACACAGUAAAAGUAAAAAUAUUAAUAUAGUUGUAGUGAGGGACUAUACUUGGGAUUGAUGUUAGAUUAAAUUGACGUAAGAUGGUAGAAUAACGUUUAAGAAUGUUCAGAACGUAAUUAAUAAAGAGGAAAAAAGCUAGUUUAUGUUCUGGGUUUAUUUGUCUUCUUUCUACCAAACAAAUCUAUGCUAUACUUUCUUAUUCUGGGACUAGUGAGGAGAAACUGGUUAGAUUUGAGAAGAACUUCAGUUCAUGUUUGCUGAGCAAUUCUAGUAAAAAUUUCAACUUUUCUCUGUCAGAAAUCAGGUGAAUAGUGUUAUAAAAUGAAUUAGGAGUACUAUUUCCUUAUAUUUUCUGAAACUAGCUAUAAAUUGAUUUCCAGUUAAAGGGAUGAAAUAGUCUUCAAAGUUUUUGCAUAAUGGUUUUUGUGCAUGAUCUGUAAUCUGUAUGCUUGCAUGUUGCCUGACUUGUGUUACUCCAUGUUAAAUUUUUUCACUCAGUUCAGAUUUUAAGCUCUCCUGUUCUUUUAGCCUCCUUCACAUGGAGUAAACUCAUUGCCCUAGCCUAGUUCCGUUAUCCUUUGAACCUGAAGCUUUAUUAUUAUUGGUUAAGAAAGUAAUUUACUGUGCCAUUUUCCUCACAACUCUAGUUUGCACUUAUAAAGUUAUCCUUUGCACAACCAAAACUCCCAAUUUAAUGCUUGAAGUGUUAGAAAUACAAUUUCAAACCUUGGACUUUCUUCUGUAAACUGAACUUUUAUGCUACAGAGAUGCCAAAUCGACAAAUGAGAGACCCGGAGGAGAAGCAUAUGAUCUCCAAGAAACCUGUGGAGAGCAGUUUAGUAAUUCAGCAGGCAUCUAUCAAACUUUCUCAGAGUUCUGGAGAGAGAUUGGAAGAUGCUCCUAAAAAUGCAAAGCGGAGGAGAGGAAGAAGGAAGUCAAAAGGUGCCAUAGUUGAAGAUUUACCUGCUGGUGGGAAACUUGGGUUGCAUGUUGAGCCUCCCACAUCAAACAAGAGCAUUGUCUUCCAACGAAGGCCAGGGUUUGGCCAGUUGGGGACAAAGUGUGUUGUUAAGGCGAAUUACUUUCUUGCUGAGCUAUCGAGGUCGGAUUUGUGUCAAUAUAAUGUUACCAUAACUCCUGAAGUAAAUUCCAGUAAACUGAAUAAAGCUAUCAUGGCUGAGCUAGUAAAACUUAACAGAGAAACUAACUUGGGGGCGAAACUUCCCGUUUAUGACGGAAAGAGAAAUCUUUACACUGCUGGAUUACUGCCUUUUACGUCAAAAGAGUUCAAAAUUACAUUGCUUGAAGAGUGUGAAGGAUUUGAAUUAAGAAAGGAGAAUGAAUUCGAGGUGAAAAUCCAGUUUGUUGGUUUUACCCGAAUGCAUGAGCUACAUGAGCUUCUUGCAGGUAAGCAUGUUAAAGCUCCUCAAGAAGCUCUCACUGUCAUUGAUACUGUCUUGAGGGAAAUGGCAGGGAAAAGGUAUUUAUCAUUUGGAAGAUUAUUCUAUUCUCCUGAUAUUCAAAAGCCUCAUCAACUCGGAGGUGGUGUGCACUCAUGGCGUGGCUUCUAUCAGAGUGUAAGACCUACUCAGAUGGGGUUGGCCCUUAAUAUUGAUAUGUCAGCAAGCGCAUUCAUUGAAGCACUACCAGUCGUUGAAUUUGUAGCUCAAAUUUUGGGAAAGGAUGUACGUUCACGACCAUUGUCCGAUGCAGAUUCUGUUAAGGUUAAGAAAGCACUUAGAGGUAUCAAAGUGGAGGUUACUCAUAGAGGAAAUGUGCGGAGGAAAUACCGAGUAUCAGGACUGUCAGCACAACCUACCAGGGAGCUAAUUUUCCCUGUUGAUGAGCAAAUGAAUAUGAAGUCGGUGAUUGAGUACUUCCAGGAAGUGUAUGGUUAUACCAUUCAAUACGCCCACCUCCCUUGCCUUCAAGUAGGGAAUCAAAAGAAAGUGAAUUAUUUGCCCAUGGAGGCAUGCAAAAUAGUUGAAGGACAGAGAUAUACGAGGAGAUUGAAUGACAAGCAGAUAGCUUCUUUACUGAAAGUUACAUGUAGACGACCAUAUGACCAGGAAGCAGAUAUUUUGCAGACAGUUCACCAGAAUGGAUACAACCAAGAUCCACAUGCACAAGAAUUCGGUAUAAAGAUAGAUGACAAGCUUGCGACUGUUGAGGCCCGUGUUCUUCCUGCUCCAUGGCUGAAGUACCAUGAUACUGGAAAAGAGAAGCAACACUUACCUCAGCUUGGUCAGUGGAAUAUGCUAAACAAGAAAGUGAUAAAUGGGGGCACAGUUAAUCACUGGGCUUGCAUCAAUUUCUCAAGAAGUGUACAAGAGAGUGCUGCUCGUGGAUUUUGUCGUCAGUUAGUGCAGAUGUGUCAAGUCUCUGGAAUGGAGUUCAACCCUGAACCUGUAAUCCCUAUCCAUUCUUCACGACCGGACCAGGUGAAGAAGGCCUUGAAAUAUGUAUAUAAUGCUGCUGCAAGCAAACUUGAUGGAAAGGAGUUAGAGUUGGUUAUUGCCAUUCUACCAGACAAUAAUGGAUCUUUAUAUGGUGAUUUGAAACGCAUUUGUGAGACAGACUUGGGAUUAAUUUCACAAUGCUGCCUGACUAAAUAUGUGUUGAAAGUAUCCAGACAAUACCUAGCAAAUGUGUCCUUGAAAAUUAAUGUCAAGAUGGGAGGAAGAAAUACAGUCCUCUUGGAUGCUUUGAGUUUGAGAGUUCCAAUGGUUAGCGACAUCCCAACAAUAAUUUUUGGAGCUGAUGUCACUCACCCAGAAAAUGGGGAAGACACAAGCCCAUCCAUUGCCGCUGUUGUAGCAUCGCAAGAUUGGCCAGAAGUAACAAAGUAUGCUGGCUUGGUAUCUGCUCAGGCCCACAGACAAGAAAUUAUACAAGAUCUGUUCAAAACCUGUCAAGAUCCACAACAAGGAACCGUAAAUGGAGGAAUGAUAAGAGAGCUUUUACUUUCUUUCAAGAGGGCCACUGGACAAAAGCCGCUGAGGAUAAUAUUUUACCGGGAUGGUGUCAGUGAUGGGCAAUUCUAUCACGUUCUAUUGUAUGAACUUGAUGCUAUUAGAAAGGCCUGUGCAUCAUUGGAACCUGGCUAUCAACCUCCAGUAACGUUUGUUGUAGUCCAAAAGCGUAAUCAUACAAGAUUAUUUCCAAACAAUCACAACGACAAGAAAAGCACUGACAAGAGUGGGAACAUAUUACCUGGUACUGUGGUAGAUACGAAAAUAUGUCAUCCAACUGAUUUUGACUUUUACUUAUGCAGUCAUGCCGGGAUUCAGGGAACCAGCAGACCGGCUCACUACCAUGUUCUCUGGGACGAGAACAAUUUCACAGCUGAUGAGAUACAAUCUCUAACAAAUAACCUCUGUUAUACGUAUGCUCGCUGCACGCGAUCUGUCUCAGUCGUACCUCCAGCAUAUUAUGCUCAUUUGGCAGCUUACAGAGCUCGAUUCUACAUGGAACCGGAUAGCUCUGAUAGUUCAGGGGGAUCACAUAAUUCGCGCACCAAUAACAGCCAAAAUAUUCGCCCAUUGCCAGAGUUGAAAGAUAAGGUCAAGAAUGUAAUGUUUUACUGUUAAGAAUAGGUUUACAGGAGAUGAAUCAGAAUGUAUAUAGUAGCUCUCUUGUAAUUAUAGUUGUAGUGACUAGUGAAAUGGUGCAUAACAAAUUUUGAUAGUUAUGAGAAGCUUUUACUAGUCCUUUAUCAUU
Molecule: messenger RNA, 4738 nt
Organism: Beta vulgaris subsp. vulgaris (sugar beet)
Lineage: Eukaryota; Viridiplantae; Streptophyta; Magnoliopsida; Caryophyllales; Amaranthaceae
Product: protein argonaute PNH1
Exons: 24
Coding region: 1786-4608 (940 amino acids)
Biological process (GO): regulatory ncRNA-mediated post-transcriptional gene silencing
Cellular component (GO): cytoplasm
Molecular function (GO): RNA binding; protein binding
Source: RefSeq, a predicted model, not a curated record